AUGUCUAGUGAAGGUGCUGCCGACUUUGCCCUAAAAGCACUUUUUAUGUCAACCUUUUAUGAUAAGUGGUGUGGAGGGACUCUACAUGUUUAUCAUGUGCAUGAAAAUGGAUAUCAAGAGAAACGCAGCCUCGAUGCUUUAGAAGUCUACUCGCGAUAUUACAACAUUUACGACCUUUACACAUAUGAACCAAUGACGUUUUUGUUGCUGUAUUCUACAGAUUACCAACCCAUUGCUGGCGAUGAUCUCAUAAACCUCGGAUCAGAUGAAGGGCUAGUGGCAGCUCAUCUUGUAGCAAAGAAGCGAGACUUUAACAUCCACCGCCUCGUGUUCAACUCUGAGAAUGAGGCUUCAACAGCAUACGAAGCUAUUGCUAAAGUUGAGCCUAGAGGUGCAUCUAGGUUCCCGCGUCUGCAAAAUUUUCGUCUUUGUGAAUUAAAAAUAAAGAGUAAAAGAGUUCCAGUAUAUGUCCAAAAAAGCUCAAGCGAAUUGUUGCAAAGCAUAUGCGAAUUGCCUCCAGCUCCAGAGACCAACCAAUGUUGGCUGCCACGCAUAAUCAGAUUGCCUUCAUGUUUCGGGUGUGCAUGA
Rosa rugosa (rugosa rose) is the source of this 588-nucleotide messenger RNA. RefSeq lists its product as uncharacterized. Lineage: Eukaryota; Viridiplantae; Streptophyta; Magnoliopsida; Rosales; Rosaceae. The transcript has 3 exons. The record is from RefSeq and is a predicted model, not a curated record. The coding region runs from base 1 to 588 and encodes 195 amino acids.